GAAAAGACCUCGACACAAGCAUACACAAAAACCUACAAAUGUCCAUCGGGAAUUUAUAGAACCGAAAGUAUAAAUAUAAGUUGUAAUUCUAAUAUCAAAAUUACCAUAAAAUAUUAGAAUAUUUAAACAGAGCGUAAGAUACAAGCAAUAUACCUAGUGCUCAGGGGCUACGAGUCAAAAUGGAUAAAACCGCAGAACGUCAGGUUAGGCUGGAGGGAGUGGAGCGCGUGCUCAAGAUGUCCCAGGAGCGCAUUAAGAUAGCGAUGAUCAUACCGAAGCUGCUGGAGAAUCCCGAGAAGCUAAAGAGCGUCCUCAAGGGCACCUGCUAUGAGGAGGUCCUAGAGCCCAUCGACGCCAUGAUCCACCAUCUGGGCAAGCAGACUGGAAAAUCCAAGCUGCCACACGAUCACACCACCAUGCGAAUUGUGGAUUUCUUCCUGGUCAACCACAGCAUCCACCGAUUCUUCCCGCACCUGAAGCACAACCUCAACGAGCGGGAUCGCCAGCUGCUGGCCGCCUUUCACUUUCUCCUGGAGAGCGCCCACAUGCACCUGCACCGGUCUUCGCGGAGCGAGAUCACCAAGGAGCGGAAGCUACAUGCCAUUUACCACCAGAACGUGGACAUCCAGAAGAAGAUCAAGGAGCUGAAGGCGAGCCUGGCCUUCCAGAAGGUCAUUGGCAAGUGGAAGACGGCCGCCAAGGGCAUCUACCUGAUGAAGGUCGAGGAGGAUCUGGCCAACAAGAAGUGGCAGAACAACGUGGCCAUUCAGAACGAAAUCGAAAAAUGUAAUCGCACGAUGCGUAACUACCACAAGGGCAGCAUGGACAGGCAAAAGGAACUGGAGGAGGAGCUAACUAAUGCCCGGGAGAGUUACGAAAAGAUGACCAAGAAGAAUCUGGCCGAAGAGCAUGAACUGCGCAGCGAAAAAAAUAAGCUGCUUCUGCAACUGCAGAGCAUGCUUAAAAAAUACGACACCAGUCUGGGUGAAAAGAUGCGCGAGAAUCUGGUGGCGCAGGACCAGUUCCUGGUGGCCAAGAAGAUCCUGGACGACUUCAUGGUCCAGUUCAAGCAGGAGGAGCGUGUCUACAAGAACAUCGUGGUGAAGCGGGAGGAGGAGGAGCGCCGCAUCCAGCAGCAGAAGCUGGUGAUCUUCAUGAUGAACCGGGCGGCGGCCAAGAUCCAGAAGUACUGGCGCAAGUGGAAGAAGGAUCAGCGCAAGAGGAAGCGCCAGGGCAAGGGCAAGGGCAAGAAGGGAAAGUAGUCGCCCGACCAUAUCUCUACUUAUUUCUACAUUGUACCAUUUAUAUGUAGAAGUUCGAAUAUAAUUUAUCAAUCUCAAGUUUCACAUCCUCUUUUGAGGACACCCACUCCUAGGUUAAAAAGUUAA
This is a messenger RNA of Drosophila biarmipes, 1388 nucleotides long. Its product is annotated as dynein regulatory complex protein 10. The record is from RefSeq and is a predicted model, not a curated record. The transcript has 4 exons. NCBI's taxonomy places the organism in Eukaryota, Metazoa, Arthropoda, Insecta, Diptera, Drosophilidae. The coding region runs from base 180 to 1262 and encodes 360 amino acids.